Messenger RNA from Ceratotherium simum simum (southern white rhinoceros), 1103 nucleotides. It is a transcript of the gene CAVIN3, whose product is annotated as caveolae associated protein 3. NCBI's taxonomy places the organism in Eukaryota, Metazoa, Chordata, Mammalia, Perissodactyla, Rhinocerotidae. Gene Ontology annotation, cellular component: caveola; cytoplasm. Gene Ontology annotation, molecular function: protein kinase C binding. The record is from RefSeq and is a predicted model, not a curated record.
CUGGGGCUGGGGAGGAGCCGGGGAAAGGCGGCCCCAGCCCAGAGCGCAGCCAGCGGCCGCGGGGAGAGCAGGCUGGGCGGUCGGGGAUCAUGGGGGAGAGCGCGCUGGAGCCCGGGCCUGUGGCCGGAGCGCCGGCGGGGGGCCCCGUGCACGCCGUGACGGUGGUGACCCUGCUAGAGAAGCUGGCCACCAUGCUGGAGGCGCUGCAGGAGCGGCAGGGGGGCCUGGCUCGGAGGCAGGGCGGCCUGGCGGGCUCCGUGCGCCGCAUCCAGAGCGGCCUGGGCGCGCUGAGUCGCAGCCACGACACCACGAGCAACACGCUGACACAGCUGCUGGCCAAGGCGGAGCGCGUGGGCUCGCACGCUGACGCCGCCCAGGAGCGCGCCGUGCGCCGUGCGGCCCAGGUGCAGCGGCUGGAGGCCAACCACGGGCUGCUGGUGGCGCGCGGGAAGCUCCACGUCCUGCUCUUCAAGGAAGAGGCUGAAAUCCCAGCCAGCGCCUUCCAGAAGGCACCGAAGCCCUUAGGACCGGAGGACCAGUCCGAGCCCAGCCCAGAGCUGCUGGAGGCCGAAGUUGGGGAGAGCUCCGACGAGGAGCCGGUGGAGUCCAGGGCGCAGCGUCUGCGGCGCACCGGGUUGCAGAAGGUACAGAGCCUGCGAAGGGCUCUUUCGGGCCGCAAAGGCCCUGCAGCGCCAACGCCCACGCCUGUCAAGCCACCUCGCCUUGGGCCUGGCCGGAGCGCUGGUGGCCAGCCCGAAGCCCAGCCUGCACUGGAGUCCAAGCAGGAGCCAGAACCUCCGCAGGACGCCGAGGAAGAUCCCGGGAGACCCGAGGCUGCUGAAGCAGCUGUGCUCCAAAUAGAGAGUGCGGCCUGAUGGUUGGUGCUGCCGGCGUCCCUUGUGCCUAAGCCUAGUCCCAAAAUAAAUCUUCCUCUCAAAAUGCAGCAUUCACGCCCAAAUAAGGAGUGAAUCCUGCAUCCACAACCCAGCUCUGGGCUCUCCCUUCCUGGCCCCUUCAGCCUAGCACCUUGUGUCCUCUAAAAGAGCAUUCACGCACACCUGUUUGCACUCACCAUCAAUAAAAGGAAUGUCACCUAAUCCAGA